GCCCGGUCUUCCAUAGCCUCUAAGUUCUCUGAGGGAGUCCUAGCGUGCGGCUUCUACCUCCCGAUUGCUUUUGUGGCCUAGCUGCGAGGCCGAGCCGUGGCGGGCGGGAUGAGCGCCGUGCGGAUGCUGAGGGUGCCGGGCCGCCACGGCUACGCCGUCGAGUUCUCCCCGUACCUUCCGGGCCGCCUGGCCUGCGCCACGGCGCAGCACUACGGCAUCGUGGGCUGUGGAACUCUACUAAUAUUGGAUCAAAAUGAAUCUGGGCUCCAGAUUUUUAGAAGCUUUGACUGGAAUGAUGGUUUGUUUGACGUGACCUGGAGUGAAAAUAAUGAACACAUCCUUGUCACCUGCAGUGGCGAUGGCUUACUGCAGCUCUGGGACACUGCCAGAGCCACAGGGCCCCUACACGUCUACAAAGAACACACUCAGGAGGUAUAUAGUGUUGAUUGGAGUCAAACCAGAGGUGAACAGCUUGUGGUGUCUGGCUCAUGGGAUCAGACUGUCAAAGUGUGGGAUCCAACUGUUGGAAAUUCUCUGUGCACCUUUAGAGGCCAUGAAAGUGUCAUUUAUAGCACAAUCUGGUCUCCCCACAUCCCUGGUUGUUUUGCUUCAGCCUCAGGCGACCAGACUCUGAGAAUUUGGGAUGUGAAGACCACAGGAGUCAGAAUUGUGAUUCCCGCACAUCAGACAGAAAUCCUAAGCUGUGACUGGUGUAAAUAUGAUGAGAACUUGGUGGUGACAGGAGCAGUAGAUUGUAGUUUGAGAGGCUGGGAUUUAAGGAAUGUCCGGCAACCUGUCUUUGAACUUCUUGGUCACACCUAUGCUAUUAGGAGGGUAAAAUUUUCACCAUUUCAUGCUUCCGUGAUGGCCUCUUGUUCCUAUGAUUUUACUGUAAGAUUCUGGAAUUUUUCAAAGCCUGACCCUCUUCUUGAAACAGUAGAACAUCACACAGAGUUCACUUGUGGCCUGGAUUUAAGUCUACAGAGCCCCACUCAGGUAGCUGACUGUUCCUGGGAUGAGACGAUAAAGAUAUAUGAUCCUGCUUCUCUUGCAAUUCCUGGUUAAGAUGCCUGCUCUGUUCAGAAACAAGGAUUUUGACUGAUGAGCCACUUAACAGCAAAAAAAUUUACUAUUCAAAGCUUAGACGUUAGGCUUUUAUAUGCUAUUUAGAUUUCAAAAAUUCCAAAGGUACUUUGAAAUUAGUUUUAAGGCAGCUGAUCAAGACUUUGAAUCAUAUCAUAAGCCUGGUCCAUAAGCCAUAUUUCCUAAAAUCCUAAGGAAUAAUUGAUGUUAUGAUAUAUCAUAUAAAGUCUAUUAAAAUAUUUUCUAUGUAUUGUAAAAUGGACUAAAAUAUGGGAGGUCAGCAGUUUACAUGGAUAGUAAUAUAUUUCAUUUUUAAUUUGUCAUUUUGAUGUAAAAUAUAAUCACCACUAUUGAUAAAAAUAAAAAUUAACUGCAUUUCUUGA
Nannospalax galili (Upper Galilee mountains blind mole rat) is the source of this 1466-nucleotide messenger RNA. RefSeq names its product peroxisomal biogenesis factor 7 (gene Pex7). Gene Ontology annotation, biological process: protein import into peroxisome matrix. The transcript has 10 exons. The record is from RefSeq and is a predicted model, not a curated record. NCBI's taxonomy places the organism in Eukaryota, Metazoa, Chordata, Mammalia, Rodentia, Spalacidae. The coding region runs from base 109 to 1065 and encodes 318 amino acids. Gene Ontology annotation, molecular function: protein binding. Gene Ontology annotation, cellular component: peroxisomal matrix; cytosol.